AUGCCCAGGCUGGCAGUGACUGCUGGGCUCUGGGCAGAGCUGAAGGGUGCUGUGGGCCCCACGUGCUGCCCUCAGUACCUCUGUUAGUCUUUUGAUGGCUACACAGUUCUUGGAAAGUAAAAGUCAAGCUGUCUCUUGUCCCAGAGGCCUGGAGCUCCUGAGGUGAGGCAGAGCCACGUGCAGGUCCCUUGUGGUCUCCAGGGCAAAAAGGGAUUUAGCCCUUUGUGCCAGCCUGCAGCACUGCUCUGGGCAAGGAUAAAACCUGCAGCUGGUUUGGCUGGGAUGUCCUGGUGCCUGCCCUGAGCCCUGUGCUGCUCUGUCCCCACGCCCCUGAUGGUCUGUGCAGGAUGCAGGAUGCUGGGGUGGCGUGCUGGGACAGGCUGUGCCUCAGCUCCCGUGUGCAGAGGGCACUGCUGAGCCCGUGCCCAGCUGGGACGUUGCUAACAAGGAAACAAGGAAGGAAAAAAGCCCUGGCUCAGCAAAGGAGCUACAAACAACCCGAGUUAAAGAACGUCGCCCGGUGUGUGGCACCGGCAGCACGGGCUGCCCCCAACUGGAGGAACCCGGCAGCUGAGCAGAGCCUGGCAGCUUCCUCAGAGCACCCCAGCCACAGGAGAGGCUGCUGGGCUGAGAGUGUGUGUUCAACUGAGCUCCUGACACGGCAGAGGGGCAGAGGACAUGCUGGAUCCAAGGUGCCAGGAGCCCGUCAUGUCUGGUGGCAGCAGAACAGCUCCAGCACAGCCAUCCCUCCCUGUGGCCCCUGACUUCAGCGUGGAGUGGGAGAUGGAUGGGCUGUGGUAGGAUGAGCCCUGCCCUGCUCCUGCUGCUGUGUCUGGCCAGCUGCUCCCUGCUCCAGGGGCUGCUGCUGAGGCCACGGCGCGUCAGGCUGGAGGCACAGAACUUCCACGUCCAGCUGCACUGGGAGCCAGAGCCCAGCUCCCCCAGCUGUGCCACCCACCAGGUGGAGUGGAGGAGCAGAACCUCCAGCUGGACCAAGGCAGGUGCCUGUGGGGGGAACAGCAGCAGCUCCUGCGUGUGUAAGCUGUAUUUUGAGAACAUUUAUGAAAUCUACUGGGCACGGGUGAGAGUGGUGGCUGGAGGAGAGCAGUCCGAGUGGGCCAGUUCCAGCGAGCUGCAGCUGUACAGAGACACAAUUGUUGGCCCCCCAAAGCUGUCCUGGCAGCUCCAGGAUCAAAUGCUCAGCGUAAAGAUCAUCACACCACCCACUCCCUACCGGAGAAGAAGUGGCUCCUACAAGCGAGUGAGCCGAGUGCUGAUGAAGCUGUGGUACUGGCUGCACCUGUACGAGGGGGAGCUGCUGGUGCAGCAGGUGUCCUGCGAGUGGAGCAGUGAGGAGCAGCCCUGCACCCUGGGGCACCUGAGGCCCAGCACCCACUACUGUGUGCGGACAGUGGCCGUGGGCAUCGCCCGGGAGCGCAGCCGCGAGGCCGAGGGGUGCCUGCUGACCCCAGCCCCACCUGCAGGUGAGCAGUGCCUGCUGACCCCGGCCCCACCUGCAGGCUUUCCAUGGCUCCCUGCCACGCUGAGUGCCGCCUCCCUGCUGCUGCUGCUGAGCGUGGCCGGGCUGUGCUUCGUGCGGCUGCAGCUCCUUGCCGAGCCUCCGGAGACACGGCUCCCGAAAGCCCUGAACCUCCAGCACCGCGGGCUGAGCGUGGCCGGGCAGGUGCCUCCCCUCCAGCCUGAGGAGGACCCGCUGGCCCUGCUGCUGCAGACCGUGCUCCCCUCCCAGGGGCCACCCACAGCCGGGCAAGCACCAGCCACCGUCCCCCAGCUGCCCCGAGGCCUCGCCCCGGACGAGGGUGGCUACUGUGCUAACGGCUUUGGCCCAGACUGCCCCGAGGUGAGGGACCCAUCCUGCUCCCACAGCCAGCUGGGACUCGCCCUGGGUCCCCAGGUGCCCUCAGAGCCGAAGGAUGGGGAGGCAGGUGAUGGGGAUGAUUUGCCAGAGCAGCUGGCGCUGGUGGAACUGACUGGAAGCAGCUGCCUCGGUGACAGGGACAGCCAGACACCUGAGAUGUGGCUGCCCCUGCGCCCCCAGCUUUACUCCAAGUGCCAGUGCCCGGUGCCGGGGGCAGGCAGGGACCCUCCUGUGCCGGUGCCCAGCAGGAGCUGCGGGCAGGAGCUGCGGCAGAGCCUGGGCAGGGCCGGGCGCUGGGUCCCGCUCGGCUCCGUGCGGCUCCCGGCCAGCGCCCACGAGGAGGGGGGACAGCCCCCCUGUGCCCCCCAAACCCCGCCGGGCAUGGGGACAGAGCCAGAGCCCCCCUGUGCCCCCCAAACCCCGCCGGGCAUGGGGACACGGCCAGAGCCCCCCUGUGCCCGCCCGACCCCGCCGGGCAGGGGGACACGGCCAGAGCCCGGGGUCUGCAGCGGGCAGCGGGGCUGCUGGGGGCAGGCAGGGCUGCCUGUGCCCCCCUCGCCCUGCGGGCCAGCUGCCUCCUCUGGCUACGAGCCACGGGCCCCUGUGGCCCUGAGCCACGGCCAGGGCGGCGCCCCCAGCCCCCAGCACGGCCAGGACACCUCCCAGAGCUGCCCCGCCACCCCUGCCCCCUGUCCCAGCCCGGGAUGGGCCCAGGGCACAGCAGAAUUCCGGGCACAGCCAGGGAUGGGCAGGACCCAGAGCGUUCCUCUGGGGGUUUGGUGCUCUUGGGACACAGCAUAAGGAGCAUGGAGCAAAGCUGAGCCCCCAGAACUCCUACCUAUUUAUCUGUGUGUGUGCAUGUGUGGUACAGUAUCUAUACCAUAUACAUAUGUAUUUAUAAAGCUCUUUAAUGAAAAAAGUUAGGGUUUUUACUUCUGUGGAAAUGUUGAUUGUGUGCUGGAGUUGUUUUUAAAUAUCACUAAUUUAUUACAGAAAACUGACUUCUCUAUUGAUUGUUUCUGUGCUACAGACCCAGCAUAGCCCUUCCCUGUGCAGCAGUCGGGAAAGGCACUGGUUAAACUUGAGGUUUUCCUGGCAGAAAAUUGUGCCCAUAAUCUCUGCCUUGCUCUCCUGUGUGAAAAGUCUGGUUUUUAGCACCAUGGGAUACGUUUAUUAUUCCUGCUGCCAGCACUGGGAUGAUUUAUGGCUGCAGUUUAUGCCCUGCAGUUGUCCCUUGGGAUGUGCUUUGAGGCUGUGCCUGAAGCCACAGAGGUGAGGGGAAACCCCCUUGA
Oenanthe melanoleuca is the source of this 3171-nucleotide messenger RNA. RefSeq names its product basic salivary proline-rich protein 2-like. Gene Ontology annotation, molecular function: protein binding. The record is from RefSeq and is a predicted model, not a curated record. The transcript is spliced from 8 exons. Bases 788 to 2680 code for a protein of 630 amino acids. Lineage: Eukaryota; Metazoa; Chordata; Aves; Passeriformes; Muscicapidae.